AUGAAAAAAUUCAUCGAGAGGGUUCAAGACAAAUUUGCCGACUUGGAACGCAGAGGUGAUGCUGCUGGCGGUGCUCCUCUUCAGGCCAACUCACAAGCACCACCGCCGACAUCGGUCGACGCCCCACCCUCUCGGCGUGACAUCUAUCUUAAUCGGAAGCAGCGUGGUGUCAACCUCGGUUCCUGGUUCUCGCUCGAAGGAUGGCUCACUCCCUCGCUCUUCCAGAAGGCCAAAGAGCCAAAGGGUAGUGAGCUCGACGUUGUCGCCGGUAUGGAGCCCAACGAGGCCAAGGCCAUGCUCGAGAAUCAUUGGGAUAAUUUUAUCAACGAUGGUGAUCUCCAGUGGAUGGUUGAUCACGGUAUUAACACCAUUCGUAUCCCUAUCGGCUAUUUCCAUUUCCUAGCAGGUCACCCUAAUGAGCAAGUCCGAGCACUUAUGCAAGGCACCCACUUCGAAAACUACGCUCAGGUGUAUCAGGGAGCUUAUUCUCGCAUUCAGCGCGCCAUCGAGUCGGCUGCUGGCCGCAAUGUCGGUGUGCUCGUCGACCUUCACGGUGCUCCAGGCGGCCAGAACGCCGAUGGUCAUUGCGGUGUGGCUGGCCGAAAGGCAGCAUUGUGGAACUCGCGCGAUGAUCAGCAGAAGACCAUCGAGAUCCUGAAAGCCAUGGCUGCAGAGUAUUCAUGCUUCGAGAACGUCGUUGGUCUCGAGCUCAUCAACGAGCCCAAGAACUCCGGCAGAUUGCAAGGCUUCUACGAUGAGGCAAUCGGUCAGAUCCGCUCUGUCUCGCCAGAAGCCGCCGCUCUCCCACUCUACCUUGGAGAUGCAUGGGACACCAAUCACUACACUGGCUACGUCGGUCAGCGUGCAGCUAGUGACAACUUCUUGGUGUGUGACUACCAUCUGUACCGAUGCUUCACUCCACAGGACCAUAGGACCCGAUGCGAGGACCAUGCACAUAAGCUUCACCCAGGCACAUCGCCCCAUCCUUCCAACAAAGAUGGAUGUGGUGAGACUGCCGCCUGGCUCCAAGACAUGUCUCAUCGAUGUGGUGGCUCGCUCAUCAUCGGGGAAUGGAGUGCUGCUCUCAACCCUUCCUCUCUCCAUCAUCUCGGCAACGAGGACCAACAGCAACCAGCUAAAGCCGAGUACGCACACAACCAGUGGCAAAGCUACGACAAGUUCUGCGCAGGCUACUUCUUCUGGACUCUCAAGAAAGAGGGUGGACCCGACACCGGCUGGAGCUUCUACUCUGCUGUUGAGCGUGGAGUCCUGCCUCAACAUCUUGACCCACACCGUGGACGUCGUAAGCCCAUCCAUGAGCUCCAAGGUGCUCGACAAGGUGCACAGGAUGGCGCACUUGCUGGCCAUGCCCGCUACUGGGACAAGCAGAAUGGUGGACCAUACGAGCACUGGCGCUUUGCACAGGGCUUCAGCUUGGCCUGGAACGACUCAAUCGAGUUCAUGAAGGCUGACGAGUCGAAUGAGAUCGGUUUCAUCGGUCAGUGGCAGAAGACAAGGACGGCGGCACAUGCUCAGGCCAAGGGCCAGGGUAGCAAGAUGAUUUGGGAGUUUGAGCAUGGGUAUAACCAGGGUCUGUCUGCUUUCAGGUCCGUUUUGUAUGCUUAA
This is a messenger RNA of Ustilago hordei, 1626 nucleotides long. RefSeq lists its product as uncharacterized. The transcript has a single exon. Gene Ontology annotation, molecular function: glucan endo-1,6-beta-glucosidase activity. The coding region runs from base 1 to 1626 and encodes 541 amino acids. Gene Ontology annotation, biological process: glucan catabolic process. The record is from RefSeq and is a predicted model, not a curated record. Lineage: Eukaryota; Fungi; Basidiomycota; Ustilaginomycetes; Ustilaginales; Ustilaginaceae. Gene Ontology annotation, cellular component: extracellular region; cell surface.